AUGCUUCUAAUCGCUCCUAUCUACAAGGUUUUCCUCAAGACAUUUGCUCAAAGAUCAUUAAUCAUCAAAGAGAGGACUUGCACAUAUCAAUUCAAAGAAAAAGUGAAGCAACUUUACCAGAAAACAAUUACUAUUAAGUCUGCAAUUCUCUAUCCAAGGGUAAUGGGGAUCAUCCAUGAAUAUGGGGGUAAAAUCUAUUUGGAUGAGCACCAAUGGGCCGAGGCAGCUACAUAUUUCUUUGAAGUUGGGAAUCAGAGACAUAUCCAAUGCUUGAAGUACUUUGUUCUUGCCAACAUGUUGAUGAAGACCGAGAUGAAUCCAUUUGAUGGGCAGGAAGCUAAGCCAUACAAGAAUGUCCCUGAAAUAUUGACAAUAACAAAUCUGAUGGCAACCUAUCAACGAAAUGAAAUAUUGGAAUUCGGGAAAAUCUUGAAGAGUAACAGACGAACCAUCAUGGAUGAUCCAUUUAUCAGAAAUUACAUUGAGAAUUUACUAAUAGUCCAUAACUAA
Vicia faba (fava bean) is the source of this 510-nucleotide messenger RNA. The record is from the annotation of a GenBank genome assembly. Lineage: Eukaryota; Viridiplantae; Streptophyta; Magnoliopsida; Fabales; Fabaceae.